GCGAAUUGUGCCUCGUGGGCAACACUGCCGGUUGGCUAAAAUACCGAAAAUUUGCUGCUGGCAACACCCUUUUUACUGAAGUGUCGCCUGGCGUGAACACGCGGAUUUUACAUCAGGGAAUUUUCAAUUCGCUUUUAAGCUAAAACAAAAUGACGAAGAAGCGCCGCAAUGGAGGACGCAACAAGCACAACCGCGGCCAUGUGAAGCCCGUGCGUUGCACAAACUGUGCACGUUGCGUGCCAAAAGACAAGGCGAUUAAGAAGUUCGUCAUCCGCAACAUUGUGGAGGCCGCCGCUGUGCGUGAUAUCUCCGAGGCCAGCAUCUGGGACACUUAUGUGCUGCCCAAGCUCUAUGCCAAGCUCCACUACUGCGUCUCCUGCGCCAUCCACUCCAAGGUGGUGCGCAAUCGUUCGCGCGAAGCUCGUCGCAUCCGCACGCCGCCAGUGCGCUCCUUCCCCAAGGACAUGGCGCGCAACAACCAGAAUAGAAAGUAGAAAGGCGUUUGCUUAUUUGUAAUUCACUAAAACGAAAAAAAUACAAAACCACAUACCCAACUUUUUGGAUAUUUGUACGCAAGUGGAGGCACCUGCGGUGCUCAGCCUCGGCCAAUGGCCAACUUGAUGGAAAGAAAAUAUAAGCAUUCAGUUUUUUAAACAUUCAAACCAGA
Scaptodrosophila lebanonensis is the source of this 667-nucleotide messenger RNA. RefSeq names its product 40S ribosomal protein S26 (gene RpS26). The transcript is spliced from 2 exons. Gene Ontology annotation, biological process: translation. The coding region runs from base 150 to 494 and encodes 114 amino acids. Gene Ontology annotation, cellular component: cytosolic small ribosomal subunit; ribosome. The record is from RefSeq and is a predicted model, not a curated record. Lineage: Eukaryota; Metazoa; Arthropoda; Insecta; Diptera; Drosophilidae. Gene Ontology annotation, molecular function: structural constituent of ribosome; mRNA binding.